Messenger RNA from Electrophorus electricus (electric eel), 2838 nucleotides. Lineage: Eukaryota; Metazoa; Chordata; Actinopteri; Gymnotiformes; Gymnotidae. The record is from RefSeq and is a predicted model, not a curated record.
ACUCCAGUCCAGUAAGGGGCGGUAAUUUCCUGAUCAUUGUUAGCCGCAAGUAAACACCGCAAGAAAUAAACUAAGAACACGUAAAAAAAAAAACCGAAGAAGCGAAAACAAGAAAAACUCUGUUUGUCUCGAUUGGCAGUUUGCCUUUCCCUAGUAGCUGGCUCUAAUGAGCCUUGCGGCGUUCGAUGUUGAAUUAACAAGAACGGGAAGAACAACAUGAGCUGUGGAAGACCUUCCUGAAUGUCGAGUCUGCCUUUGAUGUUCCGCGUGGACGUUUUGCUUUCAAAAUUUCUCUCUCUUUAUUUAUCUACAGUGUGAACUGAUAAAUUGGUAAUUGGUUUGUAAAAACCAAAGUAUGGCUAUAGCGCACGUUGCUACAGAGUAUGUUUUCACGGACUUUUUACUCAAGGAGCCCACAUCGGAAGCGAAGUAUAAAGGUAUAAGAUUGGACCUGGCCCUGGAUAAGAUGGUUACUUGUAUUGCAGUUGGACUGCCUCUACUGCUUAUUUCCCUCGCCUUUGCUCAAGAGGUAUCUGUAGGCACUCAGAUCAGCUGUUUUUCUCCUGCUAACUUCUCCUGGCGACAGGCUGCCUUUGUAGACGCUUACUGCUGGGCAGCUGUACAGAGACAAGACACAGGCGGGCUACCCCUUUCACUGCAUAAGAAGUUUUUCCCCUAUAUCCUCCUAUUUGUAGCAGUUCUGGUUUACGUUCCAGCCUUGUUUUGGCGUUUCACAGCCGCACCAGUUCUCUCCUCUGAUCUGACUUUCAUCAUGGAGGAACUGGACCGCUCAUACAACAAAGCAAUCAAACUGGCCAAGGGUCUUAACAGCAACUCCACACAUCUUGAUACUCAAAGCUCUGGGCCAGAUGUGGCAGAAACUUAUUUUAGAUACCCGCUGGUGGAACAGUAUCUGAAGACCAAGCGAUUUUCUUGUUACAUCUUAAUACGGUACAUACUGUGCCGGGCCAUCACAUUUUUAGCCCUGCUGCUGACCUGUGCCUACCUGGGCUACUACAUCCGACUGUCUGCAACGGACGAGUUCUCCUGUAACAUCCGCUCGGGUGUGCUGCUCAAUGACUCAUCUGUACCUGCUGCUAUGCAAUGCAAGCUGGUGGCUGUGGGAGUGUUUCAACUCCUUAGCUACAUCAACCUGGGAGUGUAUCUUUUUCUGGUACCUGCAUGUGUUUAUGCUAUGCUGGUUCCCAUGAAAAUUUCUGGUGCUUUCCUGAAGCCAUAUGAGAUGCUGCCCACGCUUGGGGUGAUUGAGUUUGGAGACAGAACCUGGGAUGACUUGUCUAUGUACUUGCUAUUUCUGGAGGAGAACCUGAGUGAACUGAAAAGCUACAAGUGCUUGAAGGUGCUGGAGCACUUAAAAGAGGGCAGAGAGGAGCAAUUUGAUACUCUGCUCCUGCUGCAGACGCUAGGACAGGUUAAAACGGAUGUGCUGGAUGGCAGAAUUUGGAAGAUCCCACAGAAGUCAGAAUCAAAUGAGACCAACAACCAGGAUGGCCAGAGAAAUUGUGUGGAGAUGAAAGGCAUUGUCAGAAACCAGCUUUAUAAAUGUCUGGGACCAGGCCCCCAGUUAGCACACCAAAAGCAACAGUAACAAGAAAGAAACCUCAAGAAGAACCUAGACUCAAAAGGGAACCCGUCCUCCACUUUUCAACAUCAGCAAGCACAACAUGAACAAGGUUAUGUUACUCAUCAUCUACAUCUCCAUCCAUGCGCCAUGCCAGGUGCUCAUGGUCCUCCGUGAUUGCGGCACCCUUUGUCCCGAUUGGUUGUCUCACCUCACACUACUAUAUACGUCCCACCCAAGUGAGAAGAGGAGGGGACGGAAUUGCCUUUUACUAUUGCGGACUUUGUUGAUGUCUGACUGAUUUGUGCCUUUGUGAAUAUAUGUUUUUGUGGUUGUGAGUAUGCGAGAGUUGCUUUGAGUUCUAAGCCAAAUACAUUGUUGCACAUGCAUGUGACACUGUUUGGCGAAACUGAUGUGUCAUGAUUAGUCCCUCCCCAGUUCCAGCCUCCUUACCACUCAUCGUUACAUGAUGCAGUCAUAGAAAUUGUUUUUGGGAAUAAUUUGAUCACCAAUAUUAUUGGACAUCAUGGAAAUGAAGAUGCUUAUUUUAGCUGACAUUUAUGUGGAGUUGUUUCGGUGCAGAUAUGAGCUGGAAGUUAAGAGAUGGUUCAGUGGCUUCUAGCAUGGACUAGCUAUGUUUGCAUCACAAAUCACUGGAUCUUUCCAUUCACUGCUGGAAAAAUUCAGAAUCCUGCUACACAUUGUAAGUAUAAAUGAGAAAGCAUACUAUUUCUUUACAGUAUUUCGACAUUUUCCCCACCAUAAACUUUUAGCCUAAUAGUAAUGAAGCUAAUAUUGUUUAGCGUUUAACAAUGAAGCUAUAAUGAAGCUAAUGUUGUCUUUUAGUAAGUUGUUGAACAUUGUUGUGAUGUUUUUGUUCUGAUGACUUUGGAGACAUUUGGAGAUGUUUUUGGGCACUUUAGAGAUGUCUAGCACACCUAGUGGAAAAUACUGUGUAGCCUCACAUAAUGUCAUGUAUAUGCUCAAAAGUGUUUAUGUUAUUGUAUAAGACCCUGGUGAAUCAGGAAAUGUAAAGCAUGACUGAAAAUGAAUCUCUAGCAUCAAAAUAUACAUUGUAAACCCCCAAAAUAAAAGGUGGGUUUUUUUGUUUUGUUUUGUUUUUUACAUUUUCUUCUGUAUUAGAUAAGCUCAAAUGGAACCUAAAUGAUGGAAAAAUAAGCCUGGAUAUGAAUUGAUGUCUUGUCCCAAGUGUCUGCUUCAAUUUGAAUCCUGAAUUAUCAUUGUGCUAUGUGUAC